Molecule: messenger RNA, 804 nt
Organism: Bursaphelenchus okinawaensis
Lineage: Eukaryota; Metazoa; Nematoda; Chromadorea; Rhabditida; Aphelenchoididae
Source: the annotation of a GenBank genome assembly
AUGAAACAAAUGACCUCCUCCAUGAGAUCAUCAAAGUCAUUUUCUCGACUUUUGAGAAGAAGUAGCGCCAAUACUUCCCCUGGAUCUUCUGAACCAUCCUCUCCAAUCAGCUUCGCCGCCGGCUUUUCACAUUUGAGCUCAGUGACAUCUUCGCCAAACUUGCUAGCUCUACCUAAAGACACCAAGAAUGGCACUAUGGUUAAAUCGAUCAGCAGUCAAUCUCUAUUGGGAGGAAAACUAGAAAACUUGGUCCGACGACGUAAUUCAUCUGUGAGUGCUAAUAGUCAACCUGGCUCGCCUGGCGAAGGUAGUGAAAGUCUUAGUCGAUCUGGUUCAUUACGUAGUGUUAAUACGCAAAGAAUUAGUUGUUUACCAACUAGUACAAGAAGACCAAGUGCACCGAAUACUAGUCUACCUGGCACACCAAUCAGCUCUAACCCACCCAAAUUGACUGUCACUAAACUAUCUGGCAAGAACUUUUGGUCCAAAAUCUACAAGUCAUUCAAGACACUCUUAUGUAAUCUCUUUGGCAAUACAGUAUGUCAAUGGUUCAAGUCACAGAAAAAGCAACAAGCAUAUGCUAUCGCUAAAUCAUAUGCUAUUGCUUAUGAAACAGAAGUUAUUCUUGCGCCUACAACAAAGAGAUUGUCUGAUGGUGAUAAGCCGGCCAAUGUACCACACUGGAUGACAGUAGCUAACGAGAAGAAUAGCAUGUUGAAGAUGACGUUGCUGAGGACGGCACAAGGCGCAAAAGCUAAAACUAAGAAAAUUGUGCACGCUUCAAGGCGAAUGAGUCUGUUUUAG